AAAUCACACAAAUCAUACUUUACUCCAUCUGAAAUACAUGGCUGCAGACUGGAAUAAUUUACCAGAAGAAUUGCUAGUAGAAGUACUAGCAAGACUCCCGGUUAAAGGUCUUCUGCAGUCCAAGUCAGUCUGUAAGGCCUGGCUGGGUCUGAUCUCGAGCCGGAGUUUCAUCCUGACUCACCUCAAUCAUGCAGCUGCAGACCCAAAUAACAAAACCUUCAUUGCUCACAGUUACCAAGUGAUAUCCCCGAACCAUAGAAUCUCCCUCCUCCGUCUCGAUGACCUGGACAACCCUGUCAAUCUUGAGCACCCUUUUCCCAGUUCUGUCAGUCCCGGAGAAAUGGAAGUUGUUGGUUCUUGCAACGGCUUGCUCUGUCUCACUGAUCCUUUAGGCCAUAUUCGCCUCUGGAACCCUGCAAUGAGACGAGUGAGGGACAUUUCGGAUUUUGCCAUCAGUGAAGUUGAUAGUACUGGUGAGGUUUCUGUGGGGUUUGGUCACGACGGGGUGUCAGGUGAUUACAAGGUUGUGAGGAUUGUGUGGACUAGUCGGUCUGAGAAGAGUCCCGGUCGGGUUGAGGUUUAUUCGUUUAAUCAGGCUUCGUGGAGGGAAAUCGAGGUGGAAGUGGACUUUGAACUGAUUCAUGGUAGUUGCCGCGUAAUUGUAAAGGGUAAUCCUUAUUGGAUGGCAUUAGCACAUAGGUGGGAGGUUCAUAAGCAGUUCUUUGUUUCUUUUGAUGUUCAUAAUGAGGUGUUUUCGAAGAUUCCUUGGCCUGAUCAGUGUAUGAACCCGAACGGACGGAGGCAGGGAUACGGUACCUUAACGGAGUUUCAAGAAUCUUUUGCCGUUGCUGUAGGAAAGUAUGUCGAAGGUAGGAUCUUGGAGGUUAGCAUUUGGGUAAUGGAUGAUAAUACCGGUGGAGAAUAUUCUUGGACGAAAAAGAUCAGUGUUGGACCAAUUUUGGGUGUUAACAGGCUAGUGGGGUGUCUAAAGAAUGGUGAAAUUGUGGGGGAAAAUAAUAUUGAGAGACAGCUGAUCUUAUGUGACUCCACAACCCAAGAGAUUAAGCAAACUCAAGUCCGGAUACGAACUUUAGGAGUUCACAAUUAUGUGGAGAGUCUGGUGAACUAGCGGAUUCAUGAGAUGCCAGUACUCAAGCAUAAUACAGGUUCUGAUUAAACCCAAGCAUUUGACGGCUAGCGUUAUUCAUAAGAUUGUGUGUUUUUAAGGAAUGUUGAUGGCAGUGUAAAACAUAAUAAUGAUCUGUUGUACUUGUAAGAUAUAUAUAGUGUUUACAAGUAUUGUGAAAAAGCUCUGAGUUUCUUUCUGCAGGCGCUUGAAAUAUGUGCAAAAAUGUAUACCAGACAGUUUGAUGUUUCUGGGAC
Daucus carota subsp. sativus is the source of this 1383-nucleotide messenger RNA. Its product is annotated as F-box/kelch-repeat protein At3g23880. NCBI's taxonomy places the organism in Eukaryota, Viridiplantae, Streptophyta, Magnoliopsida, Apiales, Apiaceae. Bases 38 to 1129 code for a protein of 363 amino acids. The transcript has a single exon. Gene Ontology annotation, molecular function: protein binding. The record is from RefSeq and is a predicted model, not a curated record.